This is a messenger RNA of Melanaphis sacchari, 870 nucleotides long. RefSeq lists its product as uncharacterized. Lineage: Eukaryota; Metazoa; Arthropoda; Insecta; Hemiptera; Aphididae. Bases 1 to 870 code for a protein of 289 amino acids. The record is from RefSeq and is a predicted model, not a curated record. The transcript has a single exon.
AUGGAAAAAUGUGAUCACUGGUAUGCUGAUGGCACUUUUUCCACAUCGCCAAAUUUAUUUUAUCAAAUUUACACCGUGCACGGAAUUCAAUAUAAUAAUAUUUUCCCAUCAAUAUUUGCAUUGCUGCCAAAUAAAACGGAAAACACAUAUAUUGUUUUCUACAAAUCAUUAAAAACACUGAACGAAUCAUUAAAUCCAAAAUCAAUCAUGGUUGAUUUCGAAAAAGCUGCGAUUAAUGCGAUUCAAAGUGUUUUUACUAACACAUCAGUUCGUGGGUGCUUUUUUCAUUUAUCGCAAAGCGUUUGGAGACGCUUGCAAAACUUAGUAUUCCAAAGAAGGUAUAUCGAAGACUCAGAAUUUGCUUUACAAGUUCGAAUGAUGGCAGCACUUAGUUUUGUACCAGAAGAGGAUGUAGAAAAUGCUUGGAACGAAUUACUGGACUCAGAAUUACUAAACGAAGAAAUUUUAACACCUCUGCCAAAUUAUUUUGAAGAUACAUGGAUUGGACGUCUUGAUCGAAGAAAACGAAGGAAACCAGCAUUAUUUCCAGUGUCAUUGUGGAAUUGUUUUAAAUAUAUUUUCGAAAAUAUUCCCCGGACCAACAAUUCUGUUGAAGGGUGGCAUAAUGGUAUUGCAUCUAGUCUGAAUGCCUGUCAUCCAACUAUAUGGAAAUGUAUAGGUUUAUUUAAGAAGGAGGAGAGCCUUGUACGGUUACAGGUAGAACAACUUAUCACAGGAAAUACUAUGGGUGUUAAACGGAAGUAUAAAGAUCACGCCGAAAGAAUUAAAAAAAUAUGUGACAACUAUAAUAAUAGGAACAAAUUAGGCUUUUUAAAAGGAAUAGCUCAUAAUUUUCAACUUAAACUUUAA